UGCGAGUUUCACACCAUUUAUAGGAAGAACGUUAUUCAUGAUGGCUCUGUAUUCCCCACCGAGCAUGACCCCGCCACGCCCACAACGCAUGACCACCACCGCAUGUUCUCCUUUGCCCUUGAUUGGCAAAGCGCCCCGGUGAAUCGUCUCAGCGUGGCGAGGGUAUUGGAGGGUGACGAUUGGGAACGGGUGGCGCAGCGACUGGGCUGCAGCGUGGAUGAUCUCAAGGAGGCGAACCCGGCGAUCGAGGGACUCGAGGCAGGUGCGGUUCUUAACGUUCCCGGCGGAGCCUCCCGUAGACUCACAAGCUUCGGUGCAGCCCCACGUGUGCUGCCACUUCAGAACCCCAACAAUGGAAAACGCAUCCGCAACUGGGAAGAUGCCGCGACUGUCCUUGAUUGCACCGUGGAAGAGCUACAGCAGGCAAAUGGCCACGCUGCACUGACGUACAAGCAGACUGGCGAGAAUGGCGAAGGCGAGUUUGGCCCAUCCGUCACAGAGCUGAACGUCCCGCUCUCGUGCUGGGUGUCAACCCCUGAAACGGAGUUCAGCCCAGUCGAGCUUGUGUUCGCCGGUGACACAUUCGCCACCAUUGCACAGCGUCUGCGGUGCAGUGAGGAAGCUCUUAAAAAGGCAAAUGAUGGGCAGAGCGAUCUGAGUCAUGCUCGCUUUGUGCGUGUCCCGGCAGAGGCGAAAGCGCCAAGGCGAUUAUUGGAACCACAGUUGCGUUCGCAGGCUGCAACAGAUGUGCUAAUGACGCGAACCAUUGCGGAGGAAGCGGCUUAUGGAAUCAAAAACAUCCCCGAUCUCCCAUCCAACGCGAACAAGUUUCCGCACGAGUACCACACCCCAACCUCGCGCUUCCCGACAACACCAAAAGAAAAGGAGUCAGAAAGCGACUGGAUGGCCUACACAGCAAGGUACCUUGACAAGCAGUUCACGCAUACGACCGAACCCACACCGAUCUACAAUGUGAAUAAACUCUGGCCCAUGCAGCAGGUCCCUGGCAAAAUAGACCAGACACCCUUCGAGGAGGAUCAGACAUGGCUACUGAAUCCCAUUCCUGUGCAGCAAUUGGAACAACACCAUCCUGAAAAGGACCUUCAAGACCUCCCAUUUGUCAAUCACGAACAGUUUCCACGCUCGCUGGAAUGGACCGCACCCUAA
Trypanosoma cruzi is the source of this 1167-nucleotide messenger RNA. RefSeq lists its product as uncharacterized. The annotation marks the transcript as partial. NCBI's taxonomy places the organism in Eukaryota, Euglenozoa, Kinetoplastea, Trypanosomatida, Trypanosomatidae. The transcript has a single exon. The record is from RefSeq and is a predicted model, not a curated record.